Messenger RNA from Aspergillus heteromorphus CBS 117.55, 2376 nucleotides. RefSeq lists its product as uncharacterized. The transcript is spliced from 2 exons. The record is from RefSeq and is a predicted model, not a curated record. Lineage: Eukaryota; Fungi; Ascomycota; Eurotiomycetes; Eurotiales; Aspergillaceae. The coding region runs from base 1 to 2376 and encodes 791 amino acids.
AUGCCUAUCUUCCAGGAUCCAGAUCGUCAGCGGUUCGAGAACCUGUGGUCCGAUGACCACCAGCCAAGGCAAGAUGGGCACCGUCAGACCAUUAGCCCCUGGAAGCAUACUCCUGAACAGCCCCUGGUGUUUCACUCCCGGGACAGGCGGGAGGACUCCCCCCACGAGGGGCAUGCGAUAGAUCAACCUCAGGCGGGGUUACAUGCAAGCAAUCGGGAGGAACUGAUCCAGUACCUCAAAGGCGCAGAUACGCUGAGAUGGGCUCAGCACCGUUCCUUGGGAGAAACAGGUGCUUGCCAGAACCAUGCCCCCCAGACGCCCGAUAAAGCCUCCAAAAUGAAAGACAGAAUAACCGAGGACACUGGUCCACGCGACCAACCUCACUCGAGGGACCAGGAUUUAGCAUCGCCGGCCGAUAUCGAACGCCCUCGCUCAGCAUUGCAUUCUGGGGACUUCCGGGAAGGAACAUCGCAACUACAGGGCCAACAGCAUUUGCCCCCGUCUCCAAUACCGCAUCAUCACACUUUCAACGCUCAUACCCCUCAGUUGGGUUCUUCGCCGACAACGCCCUGGUUUACCGCGCCCAUUUUCUCCUCUUUGCGGAGUCAACCCUCAGUCCACACUGCGACUCCGACGGCCCGCUCUCGGGCGCCCUCUUUAGGCUCGUUCUCCUCCAGUUAUAUUCUAAAAGCGCCAACCAGCCCCCUGGUUCAUCAGGCGAACAAUACGGAUUUAGAUUUCUCUCCUCGACUGGAGUCUGCCGGUUACCCCGACCCCCUCGAGAAAGCCAAUCGCCGCCGUACACUCCCCCCAGAAUCAUUUCAACACCUACAGGCUUCGCCUACAGGCCAUGCUGGAGGACUUCAUUUCAACCAUGAGCCUUUGCGGACAAACUGGGACGGGGCAAUGUCCUACCAAUUUCACCCCCCUCGGCGCUCUCUGACCUCGACAUAUAGCCUCCAACUUGCAUCCUCGGCGCAAACCCCGAGCUCGAGAUUCAGGAGACCCUCGAUCAGUGCGGAAGUGUCUUCCAAGGCUCAUGCGCCGAUGGUUGGCUCAUACGAGGAAUCUAUCCUUCGUGGACGAAUGUCGAUGAAUCCGUCCAAACCACUCGACUUUACUGCGCAAAUCGGAGUCUUAGGGAAAGGCAAAUGUAAAGCCAAUCUCAAGUGUCCGCCACACGUCACGAUUCCGUUCCCAGCUGUUUUCUACAGCUAUCCGACUUCGGGAUUCGGGCGCUCCAUUUCGGACGAUAGUCCCAGCCCAUAUGUUGGGCUGAUUGACCUCGACAAUUUCCUUCCCAAGGAUACGUCCAGCAGCAACGGUCGACGACGCAGGCGUCACCAGAGUCCUGCGGGCCUGCACGAUGAUCAGGUCAUGGGGAAUACUCUGGAGUCCAAGCCAAACGACCAGGAGGCUUUGCGCAGACGCGAAAAGAAGCACAGACGGGCAGAAUCGCCCAAAUCUCCGCCAGGUGGUUGCUAUCGCAUACCACAACAUGGGCAGUUACAGAUCAUGAUCAAGAAUCCAAACAAGACGGCCGUCAAGUUGUUCCUUGUUCCGUACGACCUCGGUGACAUGGAACCUGGGACAAAGACAUUUGUCCGUCAAAGAAGCUAUUCUGCGGGUCCCAUGAUCGAUAUGCCCAUGAGUGCUCGGAAGAAUUACGGGACCGACCGUCCGGAGGCGUCGUUGAAUACUUCCGAAGAUCCAAAGGAUAAACCUACACUGCGGUAUUUGGUUCAUUUGAACAUCUGCUGCCCUUCCAGAGGUCGGUUUUACCUUCACUCUAGCAUACGCGUUGUAUUUGCGAACCGAGUUCCCGACGGUAAGGAAAAGCUACGGAAUGAGAUUCAGUAUCCUGACCCCCGGUACACGCCUUACAAGCCUUACCGGGAAAUCAGUCAUGCGCACCCUAGUGCAAGGUCCACGACGGACAAGGCAUCACGAAGAGUGGCCACUGGCCAUGAUUCGGUGCCCAAGUUCUCACCGUCAGGGCUUCAAGCCUCGGGGGAAUCGUCCCAUCUGGGAGGUUCUUCCACACACUUCGAAAGAAGACCGUUCGUCUUCCUAGGCCAGGAAACUAGUAUUCCUCCUGGAAACUCAAGGCAACCUCAUCACUCAGAUGAGCGCCCGCCACAUCCUUUCCAGCCCAUCCCGUCGCUGAGAGUAAAUCCUAGUCCGGUUGAGCCGGAGCCCACUGAACAGUACCAAGGGCUUUAUGGGAAACUCAAUAAGGGUGACCAUGGCUAUGGUGGCUAUUCCUCCGGCUUCACCGGUGGUCCCGAAGCCGGGGACAGUCUCCUUGCCAGAAAGUUGAGACGAUUAGACGUGCAGAAGCACAACUCGCUCAACUUCAACUCACCAGGCGCAUAG